AUGGUUGCAAUUCCACGCCUUCCUUUCUGUUGCUUUGUUGUUCCCCUUCGAAUUGGCGCUUUCGUUAUCGCCGCAUUCAUGUUCAUUUGGAAUGCUUAUACUGGCGUCACAACAAUGUUGGUACCUUAUGGCGGUAAUUUAAGCAUAAUUUGGAAAGUAAUGGGAGGUUUCUAUCUAUUAGUCGCAGCUGGCGCAUUCUACGGCGCUCACGCAAUCUACCAUGAAAUUCCAUCAAGAGUUGCCAAAUUCGUGAAAAUUUACGUAGCUAGCAUCAUCGCCUACAUUGUCAUCAGCAUCGCAUUCGUUAUUGCUGUUAGCAUUGCCGUAUCUUCAGCACAUAGGGCUGCUGUGAAAACUUGUGAAGAUGCUGCGGCUCAAGCUCAGACUCAGAUCGAUUGUAAUGCAGGCUAUGUCGGUUAUCCAAUUGUCGCCUGGGUGUUUCCAUUCAUGAUUGCUUUGGCUUUCGAGGUCUACUUUGCCAUUUGCAUCAAUUCAUACAGCUUGGAAUUACAAGAACGCGACGAAAAGAAUACAGGCCGUGGCAAUAUGAUGAAUGCAUAA
Messenger RNA from Ambispora gerdemannii, 561 nucleotides. The record is from the annotation of a GenBank genome assembly. Lineage: Eukaryota; Fungi; Glomeromycota; Glomeromycetes; Archaeosporales; Ambisporaceae.